Molecule: messenger RNA, 1787 nt
Organism: Acaromyces ingoldii
Lineage: Eukaryota; Fungi; Basidiomycota; Exobasidiomycetes; Exobasidiales; Cryptobasidiaceae
Exons: 4
Coding region: 1-1578 (525 amino acids)
Biological process (GO): regulation of adenylate cyclase activity; cytoskeleton organization
Cellular component (GO): cytoplasm
Molecular function (GO): adenylate cyclase binding; actin binding
Source: RefSeq, a predicted model, not a curated record
AUGAAUGCUCAAGGUGUCGGGAAUUUGAGCACGCUCCUCAAGAGACUCGAGGCAGCCACCUCGCGGCUCGAGGACCUGGCCACAGUACAGACCCAGAGCACAGGUCCCACGAGUACGCCUGGUGCUGCUGCUGCCGCUACUGCCGGUGCUGGUGCGGCCGCUGGUGUAGCUGCGGGUGCUGCUGGCGCUUCUUCCUCCCCGCAAGAGGUCCCGCCCGCCGUCGAAGCUUGGGACGACGACGUUGCGCCAAAGCUGCAGGCCUUUGCAGACCUCAGCGCAAAGCUCGGCGGCAAUGUCGCUGCUCAGGCGCAACAUGUCGCGACCGCUUUUGCCGCCGUUCGCACCCUCGUCCUCUGUGCCGGGCUGAGCAAGAAGCCGGCAGGUUCACCCACGGCGCCCUCGCCCGUCUUUUUGAAGCUCAUCGAGCCGAUCCAGGCUUCGCUCAUGGCUGCCACCGAGGUCAAGGACAAGAACCGGGCGGACAAGGCCGCCUUCAACCACCUCUCGGCUGUCAGCGAAGGUCUGCCCGCCGUUGGCUGGGUCACUGUGGAGCCCAAGCCUGGUCCGUACAUCGACGAGAUGAAGAACGCGGGCCAAUUUUACUUCAAUAGAGUCAUCAAGGACCACAAGGAAGGUGACAAGACACACGUCGAGUGGUGCCGCUCCUUCACGGCCAUCCUCGACGAAAUGAAGAGCUACGUCAUGAAGUUCCACACUACUGGUCUUGCCUGGAAUCCAAAGGGUGGCGACGCGGCGUCGUUUUCGCCCUCCUCUGCUUCGGGAGCACCUGCUGCUCCUCCACCACCGCCCCCUGCCCCUGGUCCUCCACCGCCGCCGCCGCCGCCGCCUCCGCCACCUGCCGAUGCUGGCGGCAGUGCAGAGGCUGGGGGCAUGGAUGCCGUCUUCAGCCAAAUCAACCGGGGCGAGGGCAUCACCAGCGGCCUGCGAAAAGUUGACAAGAGCGAGAUGACGCACAAGAACCCGUCGCUGCGGACGGCGGCCCCAGCGCCUGCUGCCGGCAGCAAGCCUGCCCCGCCCAAGCCGGGCACCAAGCCAGGCGCAUUGAAGCCAAAGAAGCCCGCAAAAACAACACUCGAGGGCAACAAGUGGACCGUCGAGUACCACGAGGGGCAGCGCGACAUUGUGAUUGAGGACACUGCUCUGAGCCACACGGUCAAUCUUUUCAACUGCAAGGACUCGGUGGUGCAGAUCAGGGGCAAGGUCAAUGCGGUCCAGAUGGUCUCGUGCACCAAGACAUCGAUCCUCGUCGACACGCUCGUCUCGUCGCUCGAGAUCACCCAGUCGCCCUCCUUUACGGUUCAGGUGACGGGCAGCGUGCCCACGAUUCUCAUCGACUCGUGCGACUCGGGCCAGCUCUACCUCAGCCCAUCGACGCUCCAUGCGGAGAUCAUCUCGGCAAAGUGCAGUGCCAUCAACGUCAGCGUGCCCAAGGGCGGCGCCUCGGCGGAUCCAAAUGAUGUCGAAUACGUGGAAAUGGCCCUGCCCGAGCAGCUGCGCCAUUCCGUCGCCACCGACGGCUCAAAGAUUACCUCUGACGUCGUCGCUCACGCUGGCUAGGCUCUUCUUUUUAAUCAAUCGAUCAAGGCAUUUGGAUGGCAACAGAUUUGCAAUGCAUGAGAGUGGUGCGAGGGUGCUACUUUUGAAGACUUGUAGGGUUUCUUUACAUCGGCAGAGACAAGAUUCCUCCCCAGCUCUUCCACAUUCUAUCAACGGCUGCUCUGCGUCGAAGCCAGCUGAGACCAACUGCGCUGCCCACGUUUGCCCCU